Molecule: messenger RNA, 2064 nt
Organism: Pelobates fuscus (common spadefoot toad)
Lineage: Eukaryota; Metazoa; Chordata; Amphibia; Anura; Pelobatidae
Gene: LCTL
Product: lactase like
Exons: 15
Coding region: 268-1932 (554 amino acids)
Biological process (GO): carbohydrate metabolic process
Molecular function (GO): beta-glucosidase activity
Source: RefSeq, a predicted model, not a curated record
GUAUUUUCGCUUGCCUGGAUAGUUCUGUUUUGUUUGUUGUUUUUUUGCUGCAUUUGGAGAUCUGCUGAACUAGAUUCUUCUCUGGGGUUGUCACUGGCAUAUUCGUUCCCCCUGACUUUUUGGUGAAGGCAGUAGGAAGAAAUUUGUGACCUACGUAGAUUGCAUGCUCCAAGCUCAGCGAGUCGAGUUGGAGGGAUUUAAUCUUCUCUCUGGAAUGUCAUGGACGUCACCACGAUAGUGUGAAGGAUCUGUUGCUACCACUGCAGAAUGCUGGGCUUUUUCCUUUGGGUUCUCCAAGUUCUCUCAGUGGCAUUUUGUAUACAGGAAGAAAGCGAUUUCCAGUGGACACAAACUGACAGAGGAUCGUUUUAUUAUGGCAAAUUCCCACCCACAUUCAUGUGGGGUGUAGGAAGCUCUGCAUACCAAACUGAAGGAGCAUGGGAUAUGGAUGGCAAAGGGAAGAGCAUCUGGGAUGUUUUCACUCACAAGAAGGGGAGAGUGUUUAUGAACCAGACAGGAAAUUCUGCCUGUGAUGGGUACUACAAGGUCAAGGAUGAUCUGGCGCUGCUGAAGGAACUGAACGUUUCUCAUUAUCGUCUUUCCAUCUCUUGGCCUCGCAUUAUUCCUACAGGCGUCCGUGCUGAGUAUGUCAAUGAAAAAGGGAUUCAAUAUUACAAUGAUUUAAUUAACGUCCUUUUGGAAAAUAGGGUUGUUCCUGUGAUUACCUUAUAUCACUGGGAUCUGCCACAGAACCUGCAGGAAAAAUUUAGUGGCUGGCAGAAUGUCAGUAUGGUCACAUACUUUAACGAUUACGCUAACCUGUGCUUUGAGAAGUUCGGGGACAGAGUGAAACACUGGAUUACAUUCAACAGUCCCUGGUCGGUGGCUGUUGAAGGGUUUGAGACGGGAGAACAUGCGCCAGGCUUUAAGCUGAGCGGUACUGGAGCUUACAAGGCCGCCCAUAACAUGAUCAAAGCACAUUCCAAGGUGUGGCACACUUACAACAAGAACUGGCGUAACAAGCACAAAGGUAUGGUGGGCAUUUCAUUGACCACCGAAUGGGGUGAGCCUGUAGACAUCUCCAACCAGAAAGAUAUCGAGGCAGCAGAGAGAUUUGUCCAGUUUAAUUUUGGAUGGUUUGCCAACCCACUAUAUAAUGGAGACUAUCCCCAGAUAAUGAAAGAAUACAUAGGCCAGAAAAGUGCUCAGCAAGGUCUGGGUGUGUCACGACUACCCACCUUUACCUCUCAGGAGAAGAGUUACAUCAAGGGCACAUGUGAUUUCCUAGGAGUUGGCCACUUCACAACAAGAUACAUCACAAACAGGAACUUUCCAGCCACUCAGGGUCCAAGCUACUUCACUGAUCGAGACUUAACAGAGCUGGUGGACCCGAAGUGGCCUGAGCCAGAGUCUAAGUGGCUUUAUUCUGUUCCUUGGGGCUUUCGGAGAUUGCUUAAUUUUGUGAAGACUCAUUACGGAAACCCAAUGGUGUUUGUUACAGAGAAUGGAAUGUCUGAGAAAAUGCAUUGUGCACAGUUAUGUGAUGAAUGGAGGAUCCAGUAUCUCAAAGGUUACACCAACGAAAUGCUAAAAGCUAUGAAGGACGGUGUUAAUGUUCAAGGCUACACAGCCUGGUCUCUCAUGGAUAAAUUUGAGUGGGAUGAAGGCUUCUCAGAAAGAUUUGGACUAUAUUAUGUUGAAUUUAGAAACAAAAACAAGCCUCGCUACCCAAAGGCAUCUGUCCAGUUCUACAAGAAGUUGAUUAGUGCCAAUGGCUUUCCUAAUGUCCGAGAGGUGGAAAAAUGGCAUCGCAUUUCUACCGAGUCCUGUUCUACUAUCAACCAGCUCCUGGCAGCAGCCACAAGACUAACCCCAAGAGAUAAUGCUAAGGCACAAGUGGCAAAGGUUUGGCCCCUUCAUGAUGAAGUAUAAGGACUUAGAUGGAGAAAGCUAUGGGAAAACGGGACACUGGACAGUAACAUUUACGUAACUCUCUUUUCUGAAUGUGAAUUGAAUAGACUGUCUACAUACUUUAAGCUUACCCCAAUUAACCACACAGGAAAU